GAGAAAGUGAAAGGGGUAUCUAGAUGGUGGAAGGAAGGGGGGGUUUUAAAAAUACAGGAUACCACUCCUCCGGCACAAGCGGCGAGGUGGGCAAAAGCUUUCUCUCCGGGUCGACACAGAAAGUUGCUCCUUCUCUGCGCGUUGGGGAUCGUUUGUUUUUUCUCGCCGCGGGACGCCGGCUUAAAACUUCAGAGGAGGCGAAAACUGCACGGAAGUCAGCAGGAGACCAUCUGAAACCAAAAUGAGGACCUUGGUGUCCUGGACAGCAGUCCUUCUAGUCGGUGUAACUGUCCUUGAGACCGCAUCAUCCGGUCUUCCUGGAUCGCUGGGCCGCGUAAGACCUACAGGUGUUGCUGGACGACGGUUUGCACUCCUGGGGCCGGACGGCGUCACUUAUUCCGGCUCGCCUGACGACCCGGACGACAAGUCUUCUGAAGAAGUCCCUCAGGGUAAAUACCCUGAUGUUCCCGAUUCGCCAAAACAACCAAAGCACCCUCAUAAGGAUAGACCACCACACGUUCCUGGAGGGCACCACACGAAAAACGGGAAUGGGCCGCACCACCAUCACCAGAAAUACCCUGAUAUUCCGCAAGGCGGCGAGCAUUCAAAGAACCCUCUAGAGGACCUCAAGGACCCUCAUGUUGCGUCCCCGACGGACGAGAAGCCCGACGUUGCGCUUCCCCCUCCCGGCAAAGCCCCAGAUUCACCCUCUCCUGACGGGGCUCCUCCCAAGCCUGACAACCAGGGGCCGCCCUUCCCGGCAGGGAAGACCGGUGACGAACCCGGUGACAAGUUGGUGCCACCAGGACCUGGGGGCGCGCCACCACCCGGUAACUUUCCAGGAGGGCCCGGUGGACCUAACGUUCCACCUCAAGGACCAAACGGAGUUCCUCCUAACUUCGGAAACAAUCCCAACGUUCCCUUCGGCUCCUUUCCGGGUGGUCCAGGUGGCCAAACACUACCAGGAUGCCCAGUCUGCCAGUGCCAAUGCCCGCAGUAUCCGCAAGGAGGAGGAGGAGGCUAUCCUUAUGGAGGCGGUUUUCCAGGAUUCCAAGGGGGAGGAUUCCCCGGCUACGGUGGUUUUGGUGGCGGAUUCCCCAACACCGGUUUUCCUGGUGUCCCAUACGGAGGAUAUCCCCAAGGUGGCUAUCCCCAAGGGGGUCCCCAGGGCCCUCAGGGACCGGGCUUCCAACAAGGAGGGCCCCAAGUGGUACCGGAAGGCUCAAACUUCCCCCAAGGUGGUCCGCAGGGACCAGGAUUUUCUCAGGAAGGUCCACAAGGGCCCAACUUUCCUCAAGGACAAGGAGUACCUGUUGAUACGCAAGUUGUCCAACAAGGACCUGGCUAUCCCCAAGGAGGACCAGGAGGACCACCACAGCUGGGACCUCAAGGGCCGGGCUAUCCUCAAGGCGGGCCUCAGGGACCGGGGUAUCCUCAGGGUGGACCUCAAGGGCCAGGCUUUCCCCAGGGCGGGCCUCAGGGACCAGGCUAUCCUCAAGGACCUAACUUCCCUCAAGGCGGUCCGGGUGGUCCCGACUACCCUCAAGGAGGUCCCGGAGGACCCGGUGGACCUCAGGGCCCCGGUGGCCCUCAGGGUCCCGGUGGCCCUCAGGGUCCUGGUGGCCCGCUUCCAGGCGGACCUGGACCCUUAGCGCCCGGUGAAGACAAGAAGCCCGACGGUCCCAAGCCUUUCGAUGGUGCUGGUCCCCCUCCGAGUGACAAGACCCCCGGUAGCUCAGCCAACAUUGAAACUCCCUCAGACGACAAAUACCCAAGCGAGUCACAGCAGGUUCCUACAAAGGUGCACCCUGACACGCCCUUGGGGCCACAUGACAAGUACCCUGAUGUUCACGACUACAACAAGCCACCGCACCACAAGCAUCCCGGCGUGCCAGUCCCUAACCAAGGUCCUCCACUGAACAAGUAUCCCCAAGAUGUGGAUGACUGUCCCUGUAGGCAUCAAAUUAAAGAGGAGCCCAAGAUACCGUUUGUUCCCGAACCCGCGCCUAAAUGCACCACGCCCGAUUGCCUUCCAGAAAACCCCCUUCUUCCCCAGAUUCCAGAGAAGCCUGUACUUCCCCCAAUUAUUGAGGAGAAGCCAUACGGACCACCGGAGGGUCCGCUUCUCCCUCCUCAAGUUCCCGAGAAGCCGGUGCUUCCACCAGUUGUAGAUGAGAAACCGUACGGCCCACCAGAAGUUCCCGAAAAACCUUACCCAGUGCUUCCUCCGCCUGUGUCUGUACCUGAAUAUCCGCCGGAAGUUGUGCCAAAAGAGCCACACGAAAAGCCAGUGCUGCCACCUGUUCUUCCUCAACCGAUUCCAGAGAUACCCGAUGUGCCGUACGAAAAGCCAAUUCCUCCCAAGGAAGUACCGUACCCUGACGUGCCCCCCCAGACGGAUGUGCUGCAACCGGAAGUUCCACCUUACCCGGAAGUUCCCAAGGGCGGCGAACCGGUGGUUCCGCCUGUCGUUGACCUGGACUUCAAGCCGUCGUCCUGGCAGUACGCACAGUGUGGAAUUCCCAAGAAGCAGCCCUCUCUUAGAGGAACAUUCCCUUGGCAGGCGACCCUCGCCAAGCAAGUGGACAAGUCCAAACGUUACUUCUGCGCGGCGACACUGGUCACCGCAAGGCAUGUCCUGGCUCCAGCCCACUGCGUCGCCAAGAUAGCAAGCACACCUGAAAUCCUCCUGGUUCAACUGGGCAACCUCCUCAAGAACGGUGAGAGGAACACCUACGGAGUCCAAGAGAUCGUUCUCCAUCCGUCCUACGGCCCGGACACCUACGCCAACAACCUCGCCGUCGUGGUUCUGAAGAAGGAAGCCAUCUUGGAUGAUGACGUCACUCCUAUCUGUCUUCCCGAGAACCAGGACCAGUCCUUCGACGAGUAUGACUGCUCUGCAACGGGAUGGCCCAACAGUGCGCUGAAGGUCAACCGCUACGACACCCUGCGCAAGAUCGGAGUGCCAACGAUGAGUAACGACGUCUGCCAGACCAAGAUAAAAUCUGAAUCUUCUCUCGGCAAGGAUUACGAGCUGAAGAACGACUUCAUGUGCUGCGCAAUGCCAAGCGGAAUCAUGAGCUUCCAGUCGUGCACGGGAGGCGGUCUGGCCUGUGUGCCACGUGGCCCAUCUGGAGGCAGGUACAUGUGCGCUGGCGUAGCCACCCUCAAGGAGGACGUGACCAUGGGCCCCAGCAUUGCCGGAAUGUUCCUCAGGGUCAGCAACCACAUCCCCUGGAUCAAGUCCGUCCUCGAGAAGGCAUACUAAAGCGACUCUCAUCUUUCGCACGUGGGUCUCGCACCACCCGAUUUUGCGGCCACGUGAAGCCAUCGUUAUUACCAGUAGCUGAGACUAUCGUCUUCGACAGCUGAAGAACCAUAGGACGUGAUCAAGCGUGGUCCUGUUGUCGCUCUUGAUAUUAGUACUUACGUUUGCGUUAUUCCUCGAGUCACAUUUUACUCGAUGUCAACAAUUUAUUGUCCCGAAUCUGGUUAGCAUUCUUAUUUAGUUUUAGAGCUUAAGUCGUUUUUUGACGCCACAUUUACCAGCCUUUAUGUUGUCCUUCUCAGUUGAUAGUGACUUUCUUAUUCUUGGUGCCUAUCAAGUUGUUAUUGUACUACGUGCGGCAAUUUAACGUUGACGUCUAGGUCAUCUACGUUCUACCUGUUAUACCUCUUUGGGGUGAACGUGUUGUGUAUUGGAAGGCCGAGAUGUCAUCUACAUACCAUCCAUACCAACACUAAGUAAGCAUCGGCUAAUAAUGGCGAAGAUAUCUUGCCCAAUUUGUUAAACAUUCAAGUGUUUAAAUAUGCCUUUAUUUAGAACUAUACUGCGUUUUAUAAUCAUUUUACAUCACAAUGUAUAGGGUUCCAUACACCCCGCAAAUAAUGUAAAGGACGUUUUGUUUGAAUUGACUUUGUGUCAGACCUGCUUUGUCGUUUGCAGUCGCAAGUACUGCAGUGAAUAUUAUAUUGUUGCUUCUGCGCAUUAUCCCUUUAUCCAAAGGUUAUGCACUAGCGCUGCGUUGCCGGAAAUAUUGUUCAAAGUACUAAAUUUAGUUUCGAAAACAUGUUACUACCACUGAAUCUCGUAUCUGUCACAAAACUGUUUCUGUGGCUUAAACGUAAGUAUUAGUUCUGAGUUGGGAUCGAUUUCUCGUCGGGUAACUAAUUUUACAACCGUUCCCUUUCAAGAAAGUCAACUCACAUGACAAACGUUUCAACUGACGCCAUUUUUAUUUUUGCUGCAGUUCGCCCUUUUAUACACGUUGUCAUGUCUGUCGCCAUCUCUGCUUUUAGACCUACUUUUAGAAGAAGGAUGAAAGGUUUGAUAUUUAUACCAGGGGCAGACGAAUACAAGCGUGCGAAGCCCUAAGGCGUGUUAUGCUCUGUCUCAAAAUAAGAUUAAACGCCCAUUCAUUUCCAGCGUGAUUUCAGCGACAUUCUGAGCGCCUCCCAUCAUAGAGUGAGGCUCCUCGCCUUUUAUGCAGACAAACAUUUUGCCUAAUUGAGCCCAAAAGGUUACAUGAACUGAAUCUGUGAUAUAUUGUUGAAGCGUACGUUGUUUAUGUACCAAUGGUCGUUGUGUAAUGUUAAACGUGUGAACAGUUUCACCCAGUCGCGUGUUGAUUGUGUUUUAUUUUUUCGUUUCAUUUUAUUGCAGUGCUACAGAGUUAGUAGCACUUCCCUCUCCCUUUCUUCCUUUUACAAAACAGCCGGCAAUAAAUGAUUCGGACGUA
Molecule: messenger RNA, 4739 nt
Organism: Ixodes scapularis (black-legged tick)
Lineage: Eukaryota; Metazoa; Arthropoda; Arachnida; Ixodida; Ixodidae
Product: basic proline-rich protein
Exons: 6
Coding region: 242-3268 (1008 amino acids)
Biological process (GO): proteolysis
Molecular function (GO): serine-type endopeptidase activity
Source: RefSeq, a predicted model, not a curated record